Culex pipiens pallens (northern house mosquito) is the source of this 1149-nucleotide messenger RNA. RefSeq names its product decorin-like. Gene Ontology annotation, molecular function: protein binding. Gene Ontology annotation, cellular component: extracellular matrix. The coding region runs from base 74 to 1135 and encodes 353 amino acids. The transcript is spliced from 2 exons. NCBI's taxonomy places the organism in Eukaryota, Metazoa, Arthropoda, Insecta, Diptera, Culicidae. The record is from RefSeq and is a predicted model, not a curated record.
CCAAUUUGAGCAUAAAUGCUCAGUUGAAGUUAGAUUGUUGGCUUUGUGAGUCGUUUUGAUUGUUAAAUUCGCAAUGAAAGAACUGAUCACAUGUUUGAUGUGCCUGUUAGCACUCGUGGCAGCCGAUCCAACGUGUAGUUGCCACUCAGUUGUCGAAAAUAAUUCCUGGCUUUGGGGUGACAACAUCAUCAGCAAGUGGAACCGUGUAACAAUCGGGGAUUCAGUAGCCCGCAGUUGUGAUGGAGCUGCUGCCGUUCUGUUUGAGAAUGUAACCACCUCCAAGAUCACCGAUCUUUUGGCGUACUGUGGAAAGCAAUUGCCAAUCCUAGAAAAACCAAUUCAACACAAUUGGAUUAGGGAUUCCAACUUUGGUCGAUUGGUUCCAAGUCCGAAGGUGGCAGUGAUGCGAAUCUCUGACACCAACUUUACCAAGUUGAUCUUUGACAACACUGUCACUUAUCAAACUCAAAGAAUCUACCUGAAGAACGUUCCGUUGGACGCGAUUCCGAAGAACUUGAACGCUAUGCAGAACCUGGUGUCAUUCGUAGCCAAAGAAAUUCCACUUCAAAAGUUCAUUUUAAGCCAGUUCAAUGGACUCAACAAGCUCCAACGCAUCACCAUCAGCAACAGCUUAACCUCAAUCACGAUCGGCGCAGUCGACCUGCCAGCACUGCUUUCGCUGAAUUUCCACAGCAACCAAAUCGAAAAGGUUCCCCGAGACAUCUCAACCCUCAAAUCUCUCGAAAUGCUCAACUUUUGCUUCAACAAAAUCACCCAUCUGGAUAUGAGCGUCUUCAACGGAUUGGACUUCCUCCAAGAUCUCAAAAUAAGCCACAACCCCCUGCUGAUCAUCAACUCACCAACCACCGUCAAUCUGCCAGCUUUGCAGCACCUGCACCUGCAGCACAGCCAUCUGGAGCGGCUGGACGUGGCACUGUGGCACAUGCCAAAACUCGCCUCGAUGAACCUCAACUGGAACAACCUAACGCAGGUGGCCAACCUGGAGGGACAGUUCCCGAAAGGGGCGAUCGUGUAUGCCGCUGGAAACACGUGGAACUGCACGUGGCUGAACGAGGCUGCGACAGUUGUGGUGAUCGAUCAGCAGGAUCGUCCGCGGUGUAAGAAUCUGGCAUAGUUUGUUUUGUAACG